Stegodyphus dumicola is the source of this 1176-nucleotide messenger RNA. RefSeq names its product protein O-mannosyl-transferase TMTC1-like. The record is from RefSeq and is a predicted model, not a curated record. Lineage: Eukaryota; Metazoa; Arthropoda; Arachnida; Araneae; Eresidae. Gene Ontology annotation, molecular function: protein binding.
GGAAUGGACAGAAGAAGAAUACUUUUAUCUUUGUCCCUCAUGGUGUUCUCAUUCCUUCCUGCUUCAAACUUGCUCGUCACAGUGGGAUUUGUGGUCGCCGAAAGGAUACUUUAUAUUCCAAGUUUAGGAUUCUGCUUACUGGUGAGCCACGGUUUACAACGACUGAUGCAACGAGGACCUCUGAUUGCCUGGCUCUGCCGCGCCGGCGCACUACUUCUCAUCCUGCUUUUUCUGCUGAAAACUAUGGCAAGGAACAACGUUUGGACUUCACGUGAGGCACUUUUCAUGUCUGGUUUGGAGUCGGCACCCAACAAUGCAAAAGUUCACUACAAUUACGCUAAUUACAAAAAGGACGUCGGCGAUAAAUUAAUGGCUAUUCAACAUUACAGAAUAGCACUCAAGUUAUGGCCAAGUCAUGCAAGUUCUCACAACAAUCUAGGCACUCUUUUGGAGGACGCGGAGGAAGCGGAGAAACAUUUUCGUCAGGCUCUCGCUAUCAAUCCUUGCCAUUCCAAAGCACAUUAUAACCUAGCAAGCAUAUACAGCAAGAGGGGUCAACCGGAAGUCGCCGAAAAGUUGCUUCUCCGAGCCAUUCACCUGGAUCCGGAAUUCGUCUCCGCCAUAUCCGCUCUGGCUUCCCUCUAUGGAGAGCAAGAUGGCAAAUCGGAGGAAGCCGAGAGACUCCACCUUUGGGCCAUAACUCUCGAUCCAGACAACGCCGAUGCUUUAAACAAUUACGGAACUUUCCUCGAAAAGUCCGGCCGUCCAUUCGAAGCGAUGACUCAGUACGAAAAAGCCAUGACGGCGCAACCGAAUCAUACAGUUGCCAUUCUCAACGCGGCAAGAUCUUUGAGGACCAUGGAACACAGCAGAAGAGCCGAAGAACUCUACAAGAGGGCUUUGGACAUUGAAGAAGACCCGCAAAUUAUGGACAACCUUGGCAUGCUGUAUUUUGCUUCCGAGAGAUAUGAAGAAGCGAGGAAAAUGUACCAGCAUCUUCUGCUACACUAUCCAGAACGUAACGACACCAAACUCCAUUACGCACAACUGCUGAUCCAAGAGAGAAGCUAUCAACAAGCGGAAACACUUUUACUCUCCAUCAGUCAGUCUAGCACAAAACGGGAGAGCCUGUUGCAUCUAGCGUCGCUGUACAAUCUCACGAACAGGACGGCUGAG